GAUUUCUACAGGAAAUACUUUCCGCUGUAGAGAGCAUUUGUGAAGGGCUGCCAUUUUAGCGAGCUUACGGUAAGAAAACUUGCUCUGUGUUGUUGUGUAGUUCACUGACUCCUGUACAUUCACUCGCUCACUCCAGUCACCGUGCUGUAGAUUAAACUGAAUUUUAGCCCUGCUAAUGAGUCAGCGUCGUACUAACAGCUAAUGUAAGCUAGCCUAGCAUGUUUACCCUUCUGUGUCAGACGCUACUGUUAGCAAGCAGAGAGCUGAAAAGGAGAAAUAAUGAAGACAGGAGCACGAAUACAGUAUAAUUAUUAUCUGUCUGCUGGAGCAAUCUUAAAAAAACAGAAUAUGAAUAGAAAUUGAAUGUAAGACAUUUUCUAAAUCUCCCUUUCCCUCCUCUUGUGUCAGCAGCAUCACUGAAUUAUGGGGGUCAAAGUAUUGCAGCUGACCUCCAAGUCCCACCAUGAAAACAUCCUGUCCUCUCUGCAUCAGCUGAUGCUGCAGGGACACCUGAGUGACGUCACGGUGCAGGUGGACUAUCAGGGGGACACAAAAAAGUUUCUGGCUCACCAGGUGAUGCUCGCAGCAUCUAGCGGCUAUUUCAGGAAGAUCUUUCUCUCUCAGGAUGUGACCAAAGACGAGGUGCUUCUCUCGGAUAUGCAUUUCAACAACUUCUCUAAGUUUUUGGAGUUUGUGUACACUGGGCAAAUUAAGGUGGCGAGAGACAAGAUCGGUGAUGUCAAAGCAGUGGCGCAGUUUUUAGACUGUGAGGAUCUGUUGGAAGUUUGUGCUGAGGCUAUGGAUGAUAAAGUAACGGAAAAACCGAUGAAGAAAAUCACUAAACUUGCUGAUAAAGAGGACCUGGAUGGUGCAGAGACAGAAAGUAGAGCCAGACUAAAAAGGCAGCCUAAAAGCUUCCUUCUUAAGAGGCGGCUUCCUUCACAGACCUCUGAGAGAGAAGUUUCAAAAAGACUCAAAGCAAAGAACACAAAAAAAGAUGACCCAACACAGGAGAAGCAGCUAAAAGUUAGACUGGACGGUCACAAAGUCCCUCAGAGGCCUGUAUCUGUGAAAAAAGCUGCAAACAACAACAACAAACAAGAGGGGGACUGGACUGAAGCUGAGGCCCCAGCUGAUCAUCAUUCAGAGGCUGGAGAAGAGUCAUGGAUGGAUGUGCCGGCUGCUGAUUUAGAUGACUGGGAGAGUGAGCCAGAUGAGCAGGGGAGCGAUCCUGAAAAUGACAUGUUGUAUGUUGGAGAAGAAGAGGAAGAAGGGGAGGAGGAUGGGCAGUCUAAGGAGCAAGCAAAAAGGACAUCCAAGGCUCAGUUCCAGUGUGACAAGUGCCAGCGGACAUUCCACUAUGAGAGAAGCUACCUGAAGCACAUCAGGUAAGGUGUCAUAGCACAGAUUGGUUUGAUUUAUUGAUUUUUACCUUAUUUCUCUCAGGUGCACAAACCAAAAAUUUGCAGAUUUGGCCAAACAACUAAUGCCUAAGGCAAAGUCUGCUGGCAAAUCUACUGAAUGUCCACUGUGCACCAAUCUAAUGUCACAAUUAUAAAUGUGGAGGUAAAAGUGAGCAACUUUUGAUUUAACAGGAGAGCUCCACUGUCAUGCUUCAAAGUGCUUUAGACAAGAUAAUACUUUUCAAAUCUUCUGUAAAUGUAGAAAAAGGGGUGUUUCUCUCUUUGAACUGUGUGUAUUCUUCUGGACAGCACAUAUCAUGGAAUGCAAGCAGAUGUCGUCUACCGUUGUGAGACCUGCCAGCAGACCUUUGCCAACCGCAGCAACCUGAAGAUCCACGAAAAGCACGUCCACAGUAAUGAGAGGCUUUUUUCGUGUGAAUCCUGCGCAAAGACUUUCAAGCGAAAGAAAGACGUAGUCCGCCAUCAAAGACAGGUGAGAAUAAAUCGCACACUGAGCGGCUUUUUGCCUUAUUCGUAGGGAUGGGAAUCGAGAACCGUUUCUUGUUAAGAACCGGUUCCAAAUGGUUCAAUCCAUCGACAUAAUUUACAUUUUAUCUUAACGAUUCCUUUCUUCCGGGUGCCUUGAAAAACGGUCUCGCAAGUGCAAGUCUACGCAAACGAUAUCAAUAAAAUCGUAUUAAUUCCCAUCCCUACUUAUUCGCUGUCAUUGUGAGAAGUUUGAUGUAUUCAAGUUUAAUCAUUUCAAUGUUACAUUAUUUCAUUACAGGUACAUGAGCGCAACAACCUGCGACAUGUCUGCCGUGUCUGUGGAAAGGCGCUCAGCUCGAAAACAGCUCUGCUGUUGCAUGAAAGGACACACACAGGUGCAAAGCCUUUUGAGUGCAGUGACUGUGGGGCAAGAUUCACCCAGAACUCUGCACUCAAGAUGCACCGCAGGUACAUAACACCGGCCGAAGCAUUCUCAGUCAUUGUAAUUAUUCUGUGAUUUAACCAGCUUGAAACUGAAGUGAUCUUCUCUUUAUGUGUUAAGGACUCAUACAGGAGAGAAGCCAUUUGCUUGUGACGAGUGCGAUUCCCGGUUCACUCAGAAACACAUGUUGGCCUAUCAUAAACGAUCACACACAGGUAAGAGUAAAAUGAACGAGUCAGCUUUCUCCAGCUUUGGGAGUUUUAGGAUUAAGACUAGACUGGCAAAUACUCAUACCAGACUGGAAGUCAAAAAAAGGUUGUUCUUUUAAAUUUUUUUGCUGUUAGGAGAGAAACCGUUCAUGUGUGAGGCCUGUGGGAAGAGCUUUGCAUCCAAAGAGUACCUGAGACACCACUCAAACAUCCACACAGGGUCAAAGCCAUUUAAGUGUGAAAAAUGUGGCCGUGGAUUUGCUCAGAGGAAUUCCCUCCACCAGCAUUUGAAAAUACACACAGGUAUUUGAGAAAAUAAUGAUUGACAAAUGUAAUAAUCUGCAUCUUUCUCUUGAAUUCUCAUGUGUGUUAUUUUGUCCUGUGUCCGGUCUCUAUCUGUUGACUGUCAGGUGAGCGUCCGUACAGCUGUAAAUUCUGUGAUAAGCAGUUCACCCAGCUCAAUGCCCUGCAGAGGCAUCAGCGUAUUCACACAGGAGAGAAGCCCUUCAUGUGUGGUCUUUGUAAACGCACCUUUACAGAUAAGUCCACCCUGCGCAGGCACACUUUGGUGAGCAGCUGUGUGUUGUAUAUUGUGUACAUCAGACUGUCUAUUUUUGAUGGAUAAAGAAAUGAUUUAACUUGAAUCUCUGUCCUGUAAAUAACCUGUGCUUUUUAAUUAUUUAGAUUCAUGAUGCAGAUGCGCCCUGGAAGAACUACCUUGUUGUGCUGGAGAACAAUGUUGAAGAAAAGAAGCCCAAAACUCCCACGAAGGAGAAGACUGAAAAAUCAGUGGUAGGGGAGAAAAAGGGCACCCCCAGAAAAAACAGUGAAAGUGCAGCUUCUGAUGUUGUCAUUUCUGCUGGUGGCCCUGUUAAAUCCAGCUCUGACUCCAUCAUGGUGCAGGGUACACCUGUCUCCCUUCCUUCUGACUGGGCCACUCAUGGAGCCAUCGCUCUCGUCAGUCACGGCACCCUCGGCGGGAUAACUGUCAUCCACACUGAAAUGCCACCUGGGACUCAAAUCCAGCCCAUUGUAACCACCGACAGCACAGGAGCCAGUGUUAUUUCUUUGGACGGAUCAGCUAUUCCUGUCCCCUUCUCUAUACCCGUGUCCAUGGCUCAGACUAUCCCCCUGGUCUCUGAAGCUUCCGCCACUCUCGUGGUUCCUGUUCCUGACAGCGCCUUAACCUCAGACACAGAGAUUCCCACUGUUUCUGCCUCAUCUGUGCUGGAAGCUGCAGCCUCACAGACCAUUUUAGCUCCUGAUUCAGAGAAUAAACCUUCCACUUCUGAGGCAGACAUUUUGCCUCCUGAUAUUCAAACUGUUAUUAUCACUGAUAAGAUUACAGGCAGAGAACAAACAGAUACUAACCCGAAAGAUGACCAGCAGAGGACUGAUGAAAAACCCAUAGCUGAACCUGAAGAGACCCCGACUGAAGAUGCUGUUUAGAAAAUGGAAGAAUUCAAAGGAUAUUUUUGUGAUUAAGGGAAUUGAAAAUCCAGUUCAGUCCUGCUCUUUAUGUCAUAUCUGUUUACUUGAGCAUUUGUGGAUUAACGAUGUUUCAUAAUCAUUGUAAGUUUAAAUCCAGUAUUUCAUCAAGACUUGAAUGUGAUGUUCAGCGUUUGUCUCAGUCUGUUAAAAUGUAAAGUAUUCACCUGAAGGUCAUGCAGAUUUUACAUAACUAGUCAUGGCAUAACUCAAAGAAAUGAUAAGAAGCAGGAAUUAUAUUUAUUACAAAUAAAAUGAAGGGAACUGUUUACUCAUUUUAAUAUUCCAGGUUUACUCCACACCAACCAAAUUCACUUGAGCUAUAUGUUACAUCAUGUGUUGAAGGAUUUACAAUGAUGGUAUUAGGUUGAUACUCCUGCAAAUUUGUCAGAAAUCCUUGGUUGUAGCAGAGCAGCACCCCUGUGAAUCCUCAAGUAGCUUUUCACUCACCUUAGAAACACUUUCUGCAACUCUGCUCCUAAUUUAUGGUCAUCUAAAUGUAAAUGAAGUUGCCCUAAUCCUUCAGAGUUCUGGCACAGCUCUCUCUCUGGAACCUUUUCCGUAUAAACACAGCUGUUAUUUAAGCUGUUUAUGUACAGAAGCUACCUGUGUAAUCCUUAAGGAUUUAGACGGCUGCUGCCAAUUGCAGAAUUUCUAUUUUAUUUUUUUUUACUGAAGGUCCAGGAAAAAUAACCCCAAGAGUUUGGAUCUUUAACUUAAUAGGAAAGAAACAAGCUGUCAAACCCAGGUUUUUAUGCACUUCAUCAUACAUUCACUACUGAUAGAUUACAGAAAAUAGGACAUCAGGAUACCAUAUGAGACAGCAGAAGCUCUAAAACAGAGGCAUAUAAAGAAAUUCACAGUCUAUCAUUACAAAGUGAUAUCUUAUAUUUCACUCUGAAAACGUUAAAGGUGGUGUAUGCAGGACCUGAGGAAGUGUCAGUUAAAGGGAUAUGCCGACCACUUGCUUCUCUAGUUAUACGACUGCAGGAUAGCAAUACACAGCGGUCUUAGGAGCCACACACAAACCUCAACCAAAACGCCA
This is a messenger RNA of Xyrichtys novacula (pearly razorfish), 5076 nucleotides long. The record is from the annotation of a GenBank genome assembly. Lineage: Eukaryota; Metazoa; Chordata; Actinopteri; Labriformes; Labridae.